Pseudogymnoascus verrucosus is the source of this 3954-nucleotide messenger RNA. RefSeq lists its product as uncharacterized. The record is from RefSeq and is a predicted model, not a curated record. Bases 609 to 3716 code for a protein of 1035 amino acids. Gene Ontology annotation, molecular function: oligopeptide transmembrane transporter activity. NCBI's taxonomy places the organism in Eukaryota, Fungi, Ascomycota, Leotiomycetes, Thelebolales, Thelebolaceae. The transcript is spliced from 2 exons. Gene Ontology annotation, biological process: transmembrane transport.
GGGUUCUAUGCCAUCACCGUCACUCACCCACCUACUGAAAGCUGCAAAUCUGAUCAUCUGAUAAGAAAGAUUGAUCAACACAUCAACUACCAAGCAUCAUCAUCAUCAUUCCCGCUUUCCCACUAUACUACCCCUCUUACAUACAUACAACUUGCAUUACCCCCCACGUACAUAUACACAUACACACACAUUACACAUAUAUACAGAAUAUACAGAUCCUAUAGCUGCACAAUCCUGCAGCUACUAGGUAGACCCUACCACCUCCCCCAUUCCACAUUAUACAUCUGCAUCUGCAUACAGAGAGACACAGAGAGUACAGACUUUAUACACGGUCAUAUCGCAUCGCAUCGCAUCUCUUCCCAGUGACACCAGAGCACAAGAAACACCAACGACCAUCACUACCCUCUUCGGCAUAACACAACCGCAACCUGCAUUACUGGGUCCCCAUUACUGGCCCCCAAAAAAGCAAAUAAAAGACCCCCAGUCUCACACUUCAGCUCCCCUCUCCAGCGCCUCGCACCGCCUCGCCUCGGGGGCUAUUCCCCACUCUCUUAAUCCCCAGCGGGCCCCAUCAGGCUGGUCAUGUUGCACCACCAGCCUAGCUGCAUAUGACAUCUCGCACCACCUACCCCAUCCCUCACCGGACCGCGAAGAAUGGGAAUGGUGCUGCUCGGCUUAACGUCCAUGGUCCCGACGACGGAUUAUCCUACUCUCUCGACACCAUCUCCCCCAGUACCGACGCCGACGACAACGAAGACGACCACCACAACGACAUCCCCGCCGACGACGACGACUCAGACGAGCGCACACGACUCACUACAGCCCCGCCAGACGAUGCGGAACGGCGCACAACAACAGAUCUAGAGACCACAUCGAGCGAGAGCCCGCGGAUGUCGAAGGCGCCGCUGCUGCUCCGGACCAGUCCGGGGAUGGGGACGGGGUCGUAUGGAGCUGCGCCCGUGGGACACUCGACGGAUGAGGACGAGGGCGAGGAGGAGGUCUUGCGGCGGAGAAACAAAAAGGCCGCGAGCAGACAUACAGUGAGCUCCUCGCGGCGGCGGAGGAGGAGGGCAAGUGGCAGUGAUGCUGGUGGGGGUGCGGAGGGCAGUGGAGCUGCGCCGAGUCCGACGUCGACGAGGAGACCGAGUAUUUCCCUCGUGGCGAGCACGGCGGCUAUGGAGGGCGUGGAGGGCUUUGGGAUGGAGAGUCGGUUUGGGGUUGGGAAGCUGCCCGUCUCGCCGGGAUCGGACCAUUCGUCGAAAGAUGGACUUGACGAGGACACCGACCCAGAUGAUCUCUUCAACGACGAGGAUCCCCCGGAUAACUCGAGGUACUCGCAAGUGAGGGCUUCGGUGUCAGCGCUGGACGAUCUGUCGCUGUCGAUCAACACGCCGCGCAUGUGGACGCUCUCGAUGCUGUUUGCAAUAAUGGGAUCGGCCACAAAUCUCUUUUUUUCUCUUAGAUACCCCAGCGUUUCCAUUACGCCCGUCAUUGCGCUCCUGCUCGUCCACCCGCUGGGUCUGAUGUGGGACACGUUUCUCAAGCGACCAGGUGACCCGGAAGUCAUAUAUAUAGAAGGUUACAGAUCCAUGUCGCCCUCGUCCGACGAUACUACCCUCGACACCGACAGCGCGGACGACUCGCAGCGGUCGACGUCGUCGUCGACUCUAGAAGGCAAAGAAUCUCGGCGGCACCGGCUACGUCUUUGGCUCGCCCAAGGCCGCUGGAACGGAAAGGAGCACAGCUGCGUCUACAUCGCCAGCAACGUCUCCUUCGGAUUCGCCUUCGCCACUGACGUGAUCGUCGAGCAAACGCACUUCUACAACCAGCCCGUCACAAUCACGUACCAAGUCCUCCUCAUCCUCUCCACCCAAAUCCUCGGCUACGCCUUCGCCGGCCUCUCCCGACGCUUCCUCGUCCGCCCCGGCGGCAUGAUCUGGCCCGGCACCCUAAUGCCAGCAGCCAUGUUCACAACCCUGCACAAAGAAGAAAACAGCAUCGCGAACGGCUGGACCAUCUCGCGAUGGAAAUUCUUCUUCGUAGUCUGGCUCUCCGCAUUCGCAUUCUACUUCCUCCCCGGCCUCCUCAUGCCCGCCCUCAGCUACUUCAGCGUCAUCACCUGGUUCUGGCCCGACAACGUCGUCGUCGCUAACCUCUUCGGUGUCUCCUCGGGCCUGGGACUGUUUCCCGUAACCUUCGAUUGGGCGCAGAUCGCUUACAUCGGAUCCCCCUUGACCACGCCGUUCUGGGCAGCUAUGAAUGUCGUCGGUGGUCUGGUGGUGGUUAUGUGGAUCAUAGCGCCUAUCUGCUAUUACAACAACGUCUUCUACUCAGCAUACAUGCCCAUCCUCUCCUCCGCCGUCUUCGACAACACCGGCAAAGUCUACGACGUCGCUCGCAUCCUCACACCAGACUUCCUCUUCGAUCGCGCAGCAUACGAAUCCUACUCCCGCGUCUUCAUGCCUAUAACCUACAUCCUCAGCUACGGCUUGCAAUUCGCCGCUCUCGCGUCCCUACUCACCCACACAGCCUGCUGGCAUGGUCGCGAUAUCGUGAGGCAGUGGAGAAACUCUUUGGAGGAGGUGAGGGGACAAGCAAAGAUUGGGUAUGAAGCCGUACCCGGGGCGCCGUUGCCGAGGGGGAGACGCGGGAGGAGGGGGAGGAGAGUUAGUAUUGAGCCGGGGGUGGAGGAUACGUUGAAUCAGGAGGAUGUGCAUAAUCGGUUGAUGAGGAGGUAUAAUGAUGCGCCGAUGUGGUGGUAUUUGGCGACGUUUGUGAGCAUGACUGCUAUUGGGAUUUUUGUGGUGGAGUACUACCCAGUCCACCUCCCCUGGUACGGCCUCCUCCUCGCCCUCUCCCUCUGCGCCCUCCUCUUCAUCCCCACCGGCAUCGUCGCCGCAAUAACCAACCAACACUCCUCCACCUACCUCAUCAACCAACUCGCCUGCGGCGCCCUCUUCCCCGGCCGUCCCGUUGCAAACAUGGUCUUCGUGACCUACGGCUACAUCUGCUCCGCGCAAGGCAUCAAAUUCUCCUCCGACCUAAAGCUAGGGCAUUAUAUGAAGAUCCCACCACGAUUGCUGUUUUCGGUACAGAUGGCGGCGACGUUGGUUAGCAGUUUGACGCAGAUUAGUGUGUUGAAUUGGAUGUUUGCUAAUGUGAAGGGGAUUUGUACUACCGAGGCUGUGAAUGGAUUCUCCUGCCCCCUAGCGCGGGUCCACUUCAACGGCUCUAUACUUUGGGGUGUCGUCGGGCCCGGCGAAUUCUUCGGCCCAAACGCCACUUACCGGCCCUUAGUAUGGUGUUUCCUCAUCGGCGCCAUCGCUCCCCUCCCUUUGUGGUGGUACAGUCGACACCUCAAAUCCAGCAUCGUGCGACACAUCAACCUUCCCGUGCUCUUCGGGUCGCUCUCCUGGAUCCCACCCGCCACUGGUCUCAAUUUCUCGGUGUGGGCGGUGGUGUGUUAUAUCUUUAAUUAUAGGAUCAGGAGGAGUGCGCCGGAGUGGUGGGCGAAAUACACGAUGACGCUUAGUGCGGCCCUCGAUUCGGGACUGGCGUUUGGGGUGGUGGUUAUCUUCUUUGGGGUGCUGUAUCCGGGGUGGGCGGAGGGGUGGGGGUGGUGGGGGACGGAGGUUUAUAAGAGGGGGUGUGAUUGGAGGGCUUGUAGUUGGUUGGGGGUGGAGGAGGGGGGGAGGUUUGGGCCGGAUAGGUGGUAGGAGUUGAAGUUGGAUUUGAAAGAGGGGAGUUGGAUUUGAAGGGGGAGAGAGAGAAGGGGGGGGCAGCAUGUUCACGUUUAUAAGAGCGCCGCGAUGCAUUGCGUUUUCGGGCAUGGAUUGGAUGGGUUGAAUGGGCGUGUUGGGAUUGGGUUUGCGUUGGGUUUAGAUUACAUAGUACUAUACAAGCGCGCAUGCAUGAUUGAUAUGAAUCGAGAAAUCUUAGUUAGAGAGACGGCGG